UGGCUCAAGGUGACGUGGCUUGACAUCCUGACCAUCAUCAUCCUCCUCGUCAUCAGCUUUGUGGUCUACCGAGCACCAUCGCCAGGAACACGCACCUUCCCUCUCGCCAUCAACAGCAAUGGCGAGCCGUCCAAUCGUGGAGAGGUCGUCUACCCGCAAUUCGCCUACCCCGACCGGGGCCAGAUCAUCGCCUCGUGGCUCGACGCCCUUCUCGCUGUUGCCAUCCCCAUCGUGUCGAUCCUGUUGAUGAACCUGAUCCGCAUCCGCAGCUUCUGGGACAUCAACAACGGCAUUUUUGGUGUGCUGUACGCCAUCGUUCCGUCCUCGGCCUUCCAGGUCAUGAUCAAGUGGUUGAUCGGCGGGCUGCGACCCAACUUCUACGACGUGUGCAAGCCGGACCUGGAGCUUGCAGCUCAGCAGGUUCACAACAGCACGGGACUCAACGGCGUCGGCUACCAGCAGUACAUGUUCACCGACGAGAUCUGCACGGCCGGCAACAAGGACGCAAUCAAGAACGCCCUGCAGAGCUUCCCGAGUGGUCACUCGACCACCAUCUUUGCGGGCAUGGUCUUCCUCUACCUCUACCUCAACGCCAAGUUCAAGGUCUAUGCCAACUACCACCCUUCUCUGUGGAAGCUAGUACUCGUGUACCUGCCGAUUCUCGGAGCCUGCCUGGUUGCUGGCUCGCUCACAGUCGACCAAACACACAACUGGUACGACAUCCUGGCCGGCGGCAUCAUCGGCACCGUAUUCGCGUUCUCUGCGUACCGUAUGGUUUACGCAUCGAUUUGGGACUGCCGAACAAAUCACAUCCCCCUCAACAGGCACUCGCCCUUCAUCUACAGUGUCGGCUGUGAAGGCUCAGACCUGACGUUCACUAAGAAGGUCGGCUGGAGAGCCGGCAGCUUGCGCGGCGGCGAUAAGACACACCCCAGCAGUGGUAGGACGCCGUAUGUCGAUGGGCCUGCCGACGUGAACCGGCACGGUGGCACUCGAGGACACAGCAUCAGGCAUCCCCGUCGCAGCCGCAGCCCACGCUACCGCGGUGAUGAUAUGGUGUAA
Microdochium trichocladiopsis is the source of this 1062-nucleotide messenger RNA. RefSeq names its product phosphatidic acid phosphatase type 2/haloperoxidase. Gene Ontology annotation, molecular function: phosphatidate phosphatase activity. The record is from RefSeq and is a predicted model, not a curated record. The transcript has 2 exons. Gene Ontology annotation, biological process: phospholipid metabolic process. The annotation marks the transcript as partial. NCBI's taxonomy places the organism in Eukaryota, Fungi, Ascomycota, Sordariomycetes, Xylariales, Microdochiaceae.